Messenger RNA from Chara braunii, 1178 nucleotides. The record is from the annotation of a GenBank genome assembly. Lineage: Eukaryota; Viridiplantae; Streptophyta; Charophyceae; Charales; Characeae.
UCUGGUUCCUGCUCCUGCUCCUGUUCCUGUUCCUGUUCCUGUUCCUCUUCCUGUUCCUCUUCCUGUUCCUGUUCUGGCUUCUUUCCUGUUCCUAUUCCUGCUCUUGUCCCUGUUUCAUGUUCGUGUUCGUGUUCGUGUUUGUGUUCCUGUUCCUAUAUAUGGUGCUUGCACGAAGAUCAAGGUGCUAGCUGUGAAAAAAAAUGUCUGUCAAGCUACCUCCACUGUACCAGCUUAACACUGCCCGUGCUCCAAAGGGAGAGCAAAAUGGUCUCAAGCUCAAGCCCCCGGUCCCACCCAUCGACCGCAGGAUGCUCAGGAAGCAACGGCGGAAGUUUGAAGGGAACAAAAUUUUCCAGCAGUACUGCCAGCAGGACUUGAGGAACGACCGAAAUGACAGAUUCGUUCGCAUCUCGUCACUUUUUGACGGCAAUCUUCUCGCUUAUGGGUCACAAUUAGAUCUGGAUAAUCUGCCUGGUGGCUUACAAGAGCUGCCGCCAUGUCGUCGGCUUGAACUGCUGCCCCUUCCAUCAACCCUUCUGGUCCCACAUUGGCGCCUUGUACGUGCAGAGGGCGAUGAAGGCGGUAAAUUGCGCAAGUGCAAGAAGCGAAUGAAUCACACCUUAGCUUGUCCAGCUGUUAAAGGGGGUGGAUUCGAGGAUUGCUACUCGACGGGGGGGGCUGAUCGCGAUGCGGGGCCCUCACGACGUCACAAGCGAAUAGAAGCCAUAACUAGGCAAAGGGAUGGAUUGGGGACUCGUACUCAGAUAAUGCAGGAUCUAGGCUGGACCAAUAAUAAUAAUAAUACUAAUAAUGACAGGAAUAAAUUAAGUCAAGGAGGUGGAAAGUUGGAGGGUCUUGAGCAUUACCGUCAUCAGGAUGAUCGUCUUCAUCGUAGGGUUGGGUUCCGUCGCCAUCACGGUGAGCAAGACAAGGAGAUGAGGGAAGUAAACAGCAGAGACAGUACCGCACAAUUCGACGAGGAGAAUGCCCUGGAAGUCUUAGGAGGUUAUUUACGGAGAUCAAAGAGCUGGGUGCGACUCUCGUCGUUGCGAAGGGAUGCCUUCGACAUUCACUUUCCCGGGCAGCCCCUUGUUGACUCCAUCGAGAGAUGCAGAAAAGCACAGUGGCGGUUGUAGUGGUGGUUGUAGUGGUGGUGGUAUUGUUGUUGUUGCUGUUGC